Molecule: messenger RNA, 2929 nt
Organism: Acinonyx jubatus (cheetah)
Lineage: Eukaryota; Metazoa; Chordata; Mammalia; Carnivora; Felidae
Gene: TERB1
Product: telomere repeat binding bouquet formation protein 1
Exons: 18
Coding region: 591-2777 (728 amino acids)
Biological process (GO): meiotic attachment of telomere to nuclear envelope; homologous chromosome pairing at meiosis
Source: RefSeq, a predicted model, not a curated record
CCCGCGCGUGCGGGCCCUGCCCUGCCCCCGCCCCGGAAUCUGUCAGUGGUCUCCUGUGGAAGGUAGACUGCAGCCAGUAGGCUCCUGUCGGCCCUCACAGCGGCUAGGAUGAGGGAUGCCUCCCUAUUCCCUUCCUAACCCGUUGAGGGGAUUGAACUGGCCGGAAGGGGCCUUCCUCAGGAAGCGGCCGACCCCGGCCGCAGCCCCCACAGCAGCUCAUGGGAAAAAGAGAAUUGCCACGUACCAUUUGGUCAGGCCUCUGGAGCCCGGCAGUUUCCGACCCUGAUUGUACUUGAGAAUCCACAGGCCUCUCGCCAGAUGAUUCUGGUGUAUCGGAGGGGUGGGAACCACUGGGGAGGCCCUUUCUCAGACCGUGGGCCGGACUGCGUGGGCCACAGCACUUGGGCGGCGCGCCCGCUGCUCAGGAGUCGUGGGUGGCGGGGCGGGACUCACGCCCUUAACCGGUACCCGGUCCCUGGCAGGAGUUGCAGAGUCCUGGCCUAACACGAGCCUGGGGAAGACCACUGCUCUUCCAAAGGAGUUCUCCCAGCUCUUUAGAUGAAAUAUAAGGAAAAAGAAUACAGACAAGCAUGGAAAGUGAAGACACAAAGAAGAUACAAGAAAUGAAGACUGAUCUGAACUUACUAUUGGAGUGUCUGAAGUAUCAAAUGGACAACCCUUUUUCACAAAAGGAAGCUUUGGUCACUAUUCAUUCAAUUUGUCAACAAAACAGUAAUGCAGGUGUUUACUUUCGAGAAAUUGGUGGUUUGAUGUUUGUAAGAAAUCUUGCAAAGUCAAGUGAACAUAGCAUGGUAAAAGAAGCAGCCUUAUAUACAUUAGGAGCUGUUGCAGAACAAAAUGUUUACUGUCAGCAGACUUUGUGCACUUCAGAAUUGUUUGAAGACUUAACUUGGUUCUUAUCUAAUAAUGAUUCAAACACAAAUUUGAAAAGAAUGUCUGUCUAUGUCAUAUUGGUGCUGGUUUCAAAUAAUAGGACUGGACAGACACUUGUGAGAGAAACAGGUUGUAUUACAGUUCUGACACAGUUGUUCAGGACAGUUCUUUCAAAAUAUGAGUUGAAUUUGUCAGAUAAAAAUGUUUUCCAGAGUUAUCAGUUAUGGUCUUCAGUGUGUAGUACUUUAUGUGUCUGUGUCAACAAUCCUCAAAAUGAUGAAAAUCAGAUGCUUUGCUGUUCACUUUUUCCACAUGCUAAUGACUGGCUAAUAAAUUGCAUCACACCUGAGGUAAUUCGCCCUGUUUGCUCAUUUAUUGGGCUUACUCUUGCAAAUAACACAUUUGUUCAGAAAUACUUUAUAUCUGUGGGUGGACUGGAUGUAUUGUCUCAAGUUCUUGUGCAACUGGAAUCUGAUUCACACAAGACUGUUUCCAGUGCUAAGCUUGCAGUGGUGGUGACAAAGACAGUGGAUGCGUGUAUUGCUGAUAAUCCUACUUUUGGAGUAAUACUAUCCAAGUAUCAGAUUGUUUCAAAACUUCUGACAUUACUGCUUCAUGAAAGUCUGGAUUCAGGAGAAAAAUUUAGCAUCAUACUUACUCUUGGUCAUUGCACAGAGGAUUGUGAGGAAAAUCAGUAUGACCUUUUUAAAAACAAUGGGCUUCCACUCAUGAUACAAGCCUUAACUGAAUCACAGAGUGAGGAACUAAACAAAGCUGCCACUUUUGUGCUUCACAAUUGCAAAAAAAUUACUGAAAAAUUAUGUCUAAGUCUAGGAGAAUAUUCUUUUGAUGAGAAUGAAAAACAAUUAGAAGACAUAAAUAUGAAAGAGAAGAAUCUUGAAGAGUACUGGAAGAAAGCAAAGGAAAUUCUACACAGAAUAGAACAGCUUGAAAGAGAAGGAAAUGAGGAAAAAAUACAAAGAGAAAAAUACAAGGAUAAUGUUUCAUCUAUGAACAUAAAUAUUGAAAAUACAUUGAAACACCUCCAUGGAGAUAGUAUUGGCAAAGGCCCUGAAGCAGAAGAUAAGGAUAAAAGCCAGUCUAGAAAGCUUCCGAGUUGUAAAUCCCAUGGAAUUCUAACUACAGCGUGUACAAAUGAUCACCAAAUGAAGACCCUGUUAAAGAGUACAGAUCCAUUUGAUGCUUGUUAUAGGGAGAGUGGACAAAAUAAAACUUUAUAUAAAGCCGAUUCAAGCUAUAGUCAAAACUUACAUGAAAGAACAAAUUUUGAAAAAAAGAAUUCUGUUUCUCAAUCAAGUGACCAUGUUUUUAAACCUCCAAUUCCUGUUGUCAAAAAUAGAAAGCAGGAGUUACCAGUAACAGAUCCAUUUACAUUAUGUUCAGAUAUAAUAAAUAAAGAAGUCAUCACUUUUCUAGCAACUGACAGUCAUUCUAAAAUGUUAAAGUAUAGAUGCUCAGGUUGCAUAGCAGUAGGAAAAUCCCUGAAUAGCCGAAAUUUUAGCAAGCUCUUGCACUCUUGCCCAUACCAAUGUGAUCGUCACAAAGUCAUUGUGGAAGCUGAAGACAGAUAUAAAAGUGAACUAAGGAAAUCACUUAUCUGUAACAAAAAAAUUCUGCUGACCCCACGUAGGAGACGACAACUCAGUAGUGAAUCUACUACCUCUGGAGGAAUAAAGAAAAGAAGAAUUCGUAAAAAUUUUACCAAAGAAGAAGUAAAUUACCUUUCCAAUGGAGUUAAGAAAAUGGGAAAUCACUGGAAUUUAAUUUUGUGGUCUUUCCCCUUUCAGCAAGGACGGAAGGCUGUGGAUCUUGCUCACAAAUACCACAAGCUGACCAAAGGCUCCAAGCAUGAAGCUCCUUGAUCAGAAUACUUGUCAGUUUUUAGGUUUAACUAAUAGAAUACAAUGGCUUGAAACACAAUUUAAAAUCUUCUAAACUCUCAUGAAACAGAGAAUGUGAAAACAAUACUGUUUUAAUUAAAUACUUCUUGUGAUUCUGUAUCUCUUUGAAUCAU